AGCGCUGCGAUGAACCUCCUCACUAUCCAGUCUGCUCAGUCACCGAAAUAACGGCUAACGCUUCACUGUGAGGCAAACUCUGGACACCACUCCGCUCCUUACUUUGACAGGUUAACUUUGGGGCACGACGCAGGACAUUUGGAAAAACGUGCGAGUAGUGGCAGCAGGAGCAUCAUUUCCUUUAUUUGAGGUCAGGAACUCAGUGUGAACUCCACUUAACCCAAAAUCAGUGUGUGCACCAUGUCGUCUAAACCUCACCCUCCUCUGAUGAAGAAGCACAGUCAGACAGACUUGAUAAGCCGUCUGAAGAGCCGGAAGAUCCUUGGGGUUGGUGGCGAGGAUGAUGAUGGCGAAGUACACCGCUCUAAGAUCAGUCAGAUGCUUGGAAAUGAGCUGAAGUUUGCAGUGCGAGAACCUGUCGGGCUAAGGGUGUGGAUACUCAUCUCAGCAGUGGGCUUCACAGUUAUGGCCCUGAUGGCUCUGGUGUUUCCCAACCAGCUAUAUGAGGUUGUUUUUGAGGAGGAGCUCUCCACGACUAGCAUUUCCAUUCGCCUGUAUGGAGGAGCACUGCUUAGUCUGGCCCUCAUCAUGUGGAAUGGUCUGUACACAGCAGAGAAGAUCAUCAUCCAGUGGACUCUGCUCAGUGAAGCUUGCUACUUUGCAAUUCAGUUUCUAGUGACAUCUAUCACCUUAAUGGAGAUCGGGAUCCUGCCCAUUGCUGCUAUUCUCCUGCUCCUCAGUCGAGUGCUUUUCCUGGUGGUCACUAUGGCUUACUACUACCACCUGGGCCGUAAGCCGAAGAAAAUCUGAGCUGCGUGUGUGAUACUUCCAGGGAGGGGACAGCCGAGCACAGAUCACAAACAUGGGGUCAGAAGGUUUGGAUUAUUAUUUGACUGGGGCUUGGAGCAUUUCUUUUCCAGUGGAUGCCCCCUGCCCCUUUCCAUGGGACUUAACCUAUUGUAACCCCCAGUAUUCAACAGAUGAGCAUAGUCUCACAUUCCAGACUCUGCGACAAGAACGAGAAACCUCAUAGUCAAAGUGAAUUACUGGGCUGUGAGGUCAAGCCCCUCUUGGCACACAUUCCUCCUUUGUGCAGUUCUGAGUGCUGUUCUUAUAAAGAAGGAGUUAGCAGUAUGUAGUACAUUGCAUUUUUUGUGUCACCUAGUUUUAUGAUUUAAAAUGUACAGUACAGAGUAAUUUCAAACAUCUGACUAUGUUGUUAAUGUACAGCUACAUGAUUUCCAGAUUCAGUAUUUAGUAUUAUCUGUUUGAUAAGAAGUUGCAUCUUGACACCGCAUCUUAAUCAAACUCAAGGACCAAGGGUUUGUGCUGUAAUUUGUUUCCUGUUUGAUGCUGUUGGUGUUAACUCAAACUGUAUGUGUGCUAAAGUGAAGCCUGGAUAUCUGUGCUCUGGCAUGCUUCUCUGACAGCUCUCCAGUGAACACACUGAAUGGGAAACUCAUCAGCUGUGCUUAGUGUUAGAUUCAGAUGCGGUCUGAUAAGAUAAAUGCUGGAUGAGUAACUAUGAACCUUCUCUUACACUGCUGACAGCUUUCUUGGUCAGCACACUGAGGAAACCCCUCAAGGUCAGUUUAUACUCUCAAUCAUGCCCAUCAAUCAUAUUCAGAUUUAAACUACCCAAAAACAAAUGCUGAAUCAAAACAUUUUUUCAGGGACAUUGUGACUUUUUUUUUUUAUUCCUUGAGGUAUCAGUUAUGAGGUUCUACCAAAGUGAACAGGAAUUGUUUUGUACAGAAUAUCUACACUUCUGGGAUUAAUACAUGUGAUGUCGAUGAAUGCACAUGUGAACGGAUUACUAAAAGAGUCGUUCUCUCCUUGUUGUGUGUGCACUGUUAGACAGGACUUUAGCCCCAGUGAUCUAAUAGAAAGUAUUUAACGUUCUGACCUUUACUGUAAAACUAGUGUCAGAAAUCGAGCAUGUCAGUGUGCAAGGUAAACAAACCUGACCUGGUUUCUCUUUAGUGAUGUAGCACAGUUUUUUUUACAUACAUCAUAUCCUUAGUCUUGCCUUAAAACUACUUAAAAGAACAGUCAUCAACACUGCAUCAUACUUUUUGUAUAUAUGUAAAUACAAUUAUUUGCUAUUAUGUGGUGUUCUUGUGAACCAAACAGGGAACUUGUUCGAUAUUAGUUAAAUGAUUUUCAAAGGCUGAUCUUUCUCUUGGUGUGUCUUAUUUUGUACCUAUUUAAGAGAGAUUUGUGUUUUGACGUCAUGCAUGCAGUGUAAUCCACCAAAAGAAAUGGCUCGAACUGUGUAGCAAGCUGCCACCAUCUAGAACGCGAAGUUAAUUUUAAAAAAAGAUGUUGAUGGGGGUGGAUGGAUGCAUUAGCCAAAAAUGACAAAGUCUGAAAAGGAAACGUUAAUUUAUAAGGUAGUUAAAUGCUUUAAAACAGACAUAACCCAAUGUGUGGCCGUUUUCACCCAAUCAGUUUGUUCAAAACAUUUUCUACCUCCCAUUACUUGGCUGCCCUCAGGUACAUGACAUCCCAGCUCAGUUUUAGAGCUGUGCCAGCAAUGCUAACUCUGAUCUCUGCAACUCAUACCCUUCAGCACCUGCGGCCAGUCAAAAAGACUAAAGAUAGUUGACUCAUUUUGUAAAUUUAACUUAGAACAAGGAGCACACUGUAGGUCCCGUCCAAAGGUGGUCCAUAUUGUUGUACAGUAAAUGACCAGGUUGAGUCCUGCCCUAGAAGGGAGUGGUCCUGAGGUCACAGUGAUUGUGGGUUUGCAGAUGCAAGUCCAGCGCUGAAGGCAGAUGUGCUUGUUACUUGGGUGAGUUUUCAGUUCAGAUAGGGAACGGGAAACAUGGGUGAGGUCUCCCAUACGUCUGAAAAGUAGUAAUUAUCCUUUUUCCAGUGUUUAAUUAGGUGCAACUCUCCUGAGUGACAUUGUAUGCCCCAACCUACUGCUCUGUCCUGGUAAUUAUGGAGUUCAAGGAGAAUGUCAAUCCAUUUCCGUCGAUACGACAGGCCUCAAAUCAUCAGCCUUGUGAAAUGUUCAAAGGUCUGUAAAGCUGGUUAUUUUGGGAGAGAUGGGCAGCGUCAGGGGGCUGGGCAGCAGGAGGGAGGCAAAGAAGUGGCUCUUUCAUCCUCCUGGUUCUCUGACGUAAAUUAGUCAAGAUAUUACAUUGGCAAGUUGUGUUCUUGAAAUUUUAGAGGAAUGGUAAGUUGAGCUAUUCAUUCGCUCUCAUGUAGAUCCAAAAUAUAUUGUACUGUUGUGACUAGCAUACCAGGUCAAACUGUUUCAAGUUGUAGCAUUGUGUUUUUAUGUAUAUAUGUGCUAUACUGUACCUCAAAAUGAAUUGUUAUGGAUUUCCACAAUUUAGUUUGAAAUAAAGAACACUAUUGCUUAUUUUGAAGAC
This is a messenger RNA of Toxotes jaculatrix (banded archerfish), 3383 nucleotides long. Its product is annotated as tumor protein p53-inducible protein 11-like. Lineage: Eukaryota; Metazoa; Chordata; Actinopteri; Toxotidae. The transcript has 8 exons. The record is from RefSeq and is a predicted model, not a curated record. Bases 241 to 810 code for a protein of 189 amino acids.